AUGUUCGCGCUGCGGCGGCUGCUCCGGGCCCCGCCGAGGAAGGAAAAAAAGAGGAGGCGGUGGCGGCGCUGGGCUCCAACAUGUCCGUUUGGUGGCGGCGGCGGUGGCGGCUGCGCUCGGCGUCUCGUUGACACGGCCCCCAGCGCACACAUACAUACAAUCACUCACUCAUUCACUCACACGCACGCACAUACACCUACACUCGGGGUCAGGAAGCCGGCAGGCGGGCGGGCGGGCAGGCCAGCUAAGGUACGGGCCUUCUCCUCCUCCUCCGCUCUCUAUCGCUCUCUUAGCCAGCGGGAUGGCGGCAGCGGCCGAGUCCACGCCGCGCGGGGCACCCUGGGAUGGCUCAGACCUCCCAGCCGCUUCCUGUUUCUCGGCGGCGUGUACCUCUCCUCCCGCCACUCUUCCCCUCCCCCUCCCCAGUUCCCUUCCAAUAUACUUUUCCCCGCCCACUUCCUCUCGAUCCGGAGAACGGAGCUCGGCCGGCGGCGGCGGCAGCGACAGCAGUGGCGGCAUCUGCGGCGACGGCAGCACGUGAUGGCCGAUAGCCGAGCUGCUUCCCGCCGGCUCUGGGGUGCACGGUAUCAAGACUAUACUCAUCUCCUUGAAGAAAUUUUCUUUUUGAUGCCCCCUCCUGUAUCUAGUAUUGAUUACAUGUUCUCAACCAAGCCUAUUCUUGGAUAUAUAUUCUUGCCACCAGAAUCCCAACUCGGAGUGUAUUUCUUCUCCAGCAUAACAUAUCUCCUUCACCCUCAAGCUGGGGAAAUUUUUCUGGCUGAUUAUCAACAUCUGAAAUACCUGAAAGACUUCCAUUCCACAACUACACCCAGAGAACAUCCCAAGAAUCAUCUGUGAAAAGACUUCCAAAGACUUAAAUGGACAUUUUCCUGUUUUCCUUUUCCACAUUGUAUAUACUGUUUAUAAUGUCCACUUACUAAAGGAGAGUGCCCCCUUCAGUUUUUCUCUAUGAUGUCCACCUGCUAAAAAGGGAGUGCCCCCUUUUAGCCUUUGUUAAUGCAUCGCUCAAUUUCUUUUCUCUUUUUUCAUUCCCUUUACUUUGUUAGUUAUAAGUGUCUGUAAUGUUAUUGCUUCAUGUAAGGAAACGAUGUUUCUUCACAUGAAGCACAGCGGGGGAGUGUGAGAAUCAAAGCUCUGCUCUUAAGCAUGUGGCCUGGCAUCUGGAAUUUACUUCUAUAGAACUACCUGUAGUCAUGUCAGUCAAAGCUACCAGCCAAUUAGCUUGGAGCUGUGUCUUUUUCGUCCAGAACUGGCUUAGUGGUGGCAGACGGAGAAAGAAGGGUCCCCCUUUUCAUCCAGAACUUUGGUGUGGUGGGGGACUUCACGUGGACAGCUAGGAAAAGUAAGGGUUUCUCUCUGGCUAUACCAAAUAGAUCUAAACUAGGGUUUUCCAUUCUCUCUCUUCACUAAC
Molecule: messenger RNA, 1432 nt
Organism: Dromiciops gliroides (monito del monte)
Lineage: Eukaryota; Metazoa; Chordata; Mammalia; Microbiotheria; Microbiotheriidae
Exons: 5
Coding region: 1-858 (285 amino acids)
Source: RefSeq, a predicted model, not a curated record